Messenger RNA from Chaetura pelagica (chimney swift), 3001 nucleotides. RefSeq names its product solute carrier family 12 (sodium/chloride transporter), member 3 (gene SLC12A3). The record is from RefSeq and is a predicted model, not a curated record. Lineage: Eukaryota; Metazoa; Chordata; Aves; Apodiformes; Apodidae. Gene Ontology annotation, cellular component: membrane. Gene Ontology annotation, biological process: potassium ion homeostasis; cell volume homeostasis; chloride transmembrane transport. Gene Ontology annotation, molecular function: sodium:potassium:chloride symporter activity. The transcript is spliced from 25 exons. The coding region runs from base 1 to 2994 and encodes 997 amino acids.
AUGGCUGAGCUGCCUGUCCCAGAGCUGCCCCCAGCCCUGUCCCGCUGCAGCGGGCGCUUCACCAUCAGCACCCUCCUGGGCACGGAGGAGGGCGGCCGGGGUCCCUACACCGCGGCUGAGGGUGGUGGCUGUGACAGUGCCCACCCCACCCACCUUUCCAGCAACACCCUCUGCACCAGGACCUUCGGCUACAACACGGUGGAUGUGGUGCCCGCCUACGAGCACUAUGCCAACACCAAGGGGGUGGGUGAUGCCAGCAAAGGGAGGCCCUCGCUGGCUGACCUCCACUCCAUCCUCAAGCCCGACCCAGGCCACCUCCGUGUCCCGGUGUGCGAGGCACAGAGGAGCAACGGCGUGUCAGAGCCUGGGCCGGAGGAGGCAGCAGGGGAGCCGGGCAGAGCCCCCGAGCCCGUCCGCUUCGGGUGGGUGAAGGGUGUCAUGAUUCGCUGCAUGCUGAACAUCUGGGGAGUCAUCCUCUACCUGCGCUUGCCCUGGAUCACAGCCCAGGCAGGAAUUGCCCUGACCUGGCUCAUCAUCCUGAUGUCCGUGACGGUGACCACCAUCACCGGCCUCUCCAUCUCCGCCAUAUCCACCAACGGCAAAGUGAAGUCAGGGGGCACCUACUUCCUCAUCUCGCGGAGCCUCGGGCCGGAGCUGGGCGGCUCCAUCGGGCUGAUCUUUGCCUUUGCCAACGCGGUUGCCGUGGCCAUGCACACAGUGGGCUUUGCUGAAACUGUCCGGGACCUGCUGCAGGAGCACAACUCCCUCAUUGUGGACCCCACCAAUGACAUCCGCAUCAUCGGGGUGGUCACGGUGACGGUGCUGCUGGGCAUCUCCCUGGCUGGCAUGGAGUGGGAGGCCAAGGCACAGAUACUGUUCUUCCUUGUCAUCUUGGUUUCCUUCAUAAACUACCUGGUGGGCACAGUGAUCCCAGCCACUGCUGAGAAGCAAGCAAAGGGCUUCUUCAGCUACCGAGCUGACAUCUUUGCCCAGAACUUCGUGCCCAACUGGCGUGGACCUGAAGGCUCCUUCUUCGGCUUGUUCUCCAUUUUCUUUCCCUCAGCAACUGGCAUCCUGGCUGGGGCCAACAUUUCAGGUGACCUGAAGGAUCCUGCCGUGGCCAUCCCCAAGGGCACCUUGAUGGCCAUCUUCUGGACCACCGUGUCUUACCUGGUGCUUUCCGCGACCAUCGGUGCCUGUGUGGUCAGGGAUGCCUCGGGCAGCCUCAAUGACAGCGUGGCUGUGGGCUCACCAGGCUGCGAGGGACUGGCCUGUGACUUCGGCUGGAACUUCACCGCCUGUGCCCAGCGGCAGAGCUGCCGCUACGGGCUCAGCAACUACUACCAGAGCAUGAGCAUGGUGUCAGGAUUCGGCCCCCUCAUCACGGCAGGGAUCUUUGGUGCCACCCUCUCCUCAGCACUGGCCUGUCUCGUCUCAGCCCCCAAAGUCUUCCAGUGUCUCUGCAGGGACCAGCUCUACCCUCUCAUAGGCUUCUUUGGGAAGGGCUACGGGAAGAACAGUGAGCCCAUCCGUGGCUACAUGCUCACCUACGUCAUCGCCAUCGGCUUCAUCCUCAUCGGCUGGAGACCCUCCUUUCGGUAUUACAGCAAGUGGGCCGCGCUCUUCGGGGCCGCCAUCUCGGUGGUGAUCAUGUUCCUCAUGACCUGGUGGGCGGCCCUCAUCGCCUUCGGCAUCGUCAUCUUCCUCCUGGGAUACGUCCUCUACAAAAAGCCGGAUGUCAACUGGGGCUCCUCCAUGCAAGCCAGCUCCUACAACAUGGCUCUCAACUACUCGGUGGGGCUGAGCGAAGUGGAUGAGCACGUCAAGAACUACAGACCACAGUGCCUGGUGCUGACCGGCCCUCCCAAUUUCCGCCCGGCCCUGGUGGACUUUGUGGGGACGUUCACCAAGAACCUCAGCCUGAUGCUCUGUGGCAACGUGCUGAUUGGUCCACGGAAGCAGAAGAUGCCGGAGUCCCGGCUGACAGCAGAUGGCCAUACCAAGUGGCUCAUGAAGAGGAAGAUCAAGGCUUUCUACACUGAUGUGGUGGCUGAGGAUCUGAGGAGUGGUGUCCAAAUGCUCAUCCAGGCUGCUGGCCUUGGGAAGAUGAGACCCAACAUCCUGGUGCUGGGUUACAAGAGGAACUGGCAGACAGCAUCCCCACAGAGCCUGGAGGACUACGUGGGCAUCCUGCAUGAUGCCUUUGACUUCAAGUAUGGUGUGUGUUUAAUGAGGAUGAAGGAUGGGCUGAAUGUUUCCCGAGUGAUGCAGGCUCACGUGAACCCCAUGUUCGAGGCAGCGGAGCAUCCCGAGAACGGCACUGGUGGCAGAGCAGCCCUGGGCACAGCAGGCCCAGCCAGCUUGGCCAGUGAGCAGCAGGCAAGCACCAUCUUCCAGAGUGAGCAGGGCAAGAAGACCAUCGACAUCUACUGGCUCUUCGAUGACGGAGGUCUCACGCUGCUCAUCCCCUACCUCCUGGGGCGCAAGAAGCGGUGGGGAAAGUGCAAAAUCCGGGUGUUUGUCGGGGGGCAGAUCAACAGGAUGGAUGAGGAGAGGAAGGCGAUUGUCUCUCUGCUGAGCAAGUUCCGUCUCGGCUUCCACGAGGUCCACAUCCUCCCUGACAUCAACCAGAAACCCUGGCCAGAGCACAUCAAGAGGUUCGACGACCUGAUCGCCCCCUUCAGGCUGAACGAUGGCUUCAAAGACGAGGCCACGGUGAACGAGAUGAGGCAGGGCUGUCCCUGGAAGAUUUCUGACGAGGAAGUCGAUAAAAACAGAGCUAAGUCGCUCCGACAAGUGAGGCUGAACGAGAUUCUGCUGGAUUACUCGCGGGACGCGGCGCUCAUCGCCAUCACGCUGCCCAUCGGCAGGAAGGGGCGCUGCCCCAGCUCCCUCUACAUGGCCUGGCUCGAGACCCUCUCGCGGGACCUGAGACCCCCCAUCAUCCUCACGCGCGGAAACCAAGAGAACGUGCUGACCUUCUACUGCCAAUAAAACCUCC